Molecule: messenger RNA, 1348 nt
Organism: Hirundo rustica (Barn swallow)
Lineage: Eukaryota; Metazoa; Chordata; Aves; Passeriformes; Hirundinidae
Gene: QPRT
Product: quinolinate phosphoribosyltransferase
Exons: 3
Coding region: 1-906 (301 amino acids)
Biological process (GO): NAD+ biosynthetic process; quinolinate catabolic process
Cellular component (GO): cytoplasm
Molecular function (GO): nicotinate-nucleotide diphosphorylase (carboxylating) activity
Source: RefSeq, a predicted model, not a curated record
AUGGCCGGCUCGGAGCCCCCCGGCCGGGGCUGGGCCCCCGCUCCUCCCGCGCACCGCCUGCGCUCCCUGGCUCGCUCCUGGCUGGAGGAGGACGCGCCCUGGCCGGACGCGGCGGUGGCGGCGGCCGGGGACACCGCGACCCGCGCUCACCUGCUCAGCAAGAGCGGGGGCGGCUCGGGGGGAGUCCUGGCCGGAGCCCCCUUCGCCGAGGCCGUUUUUGGGGUGUCGGGGUGCCGGGUGGCUUGGAGGGUGCCCGAGGGGUCGGCGUUGCCGCCGGGGAGGGCGGUGGUGGCCGAGGUGGAGGGUCCGGCCGCGGGGGUGUUGUUGGGGGAGAGGGUGGCCCUCAAUAUUUUGGGGCGCUGCAGCGGGGUGGCCUCGAUGGCAGCCAGGGCUGUGGGGGUGGCGCGGGCACGGGGCUGGGCGGGGGUGGUGGGGGGCACCCGAAAAACCACGCCGGGGUUCCGCUUGGCGGAGAAAUACGCGCUGGGGGUGGGGGGAGCCGACCCCCACCGGGGAGGUUUGGGGGGGCUCCUCCUGCUCAAGGACAAUCACCGAGCGCUGGCGGCGGCAGCGGGGGGGCUCCAGCAGAUGAUUUUGGGGGUGCGCCGGGCCGGGGGCUUCACCCGCCGCUUGGGGGUCGAGUGCUCGAGUGCAGAUGAGGCGCUGGCGGCUGCAGGAGCAGGGGCUGACAUCGUCCUGCUGGACAACCUGGCCCCUCAGGAGCUGCAUGCGGCGGCGGCGCUGGUCAAGGCUGCGCACCCCGGCGUGACGGUGGAGGCCAGCGGGGGAAUCGUUCUGGAGACCCUCCCCCAGUUUUUGGGGCCCCACAUCGACGUGGUGUCCAUGGGGUGUCUGACCCACAGUGCCCCCAGCCUGGACUUUGCACUGCGUGUGCUGGAACCCUAAAAUCCAUCCCUGAAAAGCCAGCCUAGGACCCCCAGAGCCCAACCUGGCACCCUAAAAAACCUACUACAGAACCCCCAAGCCCAACCUGAGAUGCCCUAAUCCAUCCUGGGGGGGAGCGAAACCCACCGUGAAACUCCAAAAAUCCACCCUGGGAAUCCUGAAAACCCCGAAGGCCCCAAAACUGAGGGCGCUGUGAAAUCCGGCGCUGAGUCCUCCCAGCCGAAAGGGGGCGCCAAUGCCUGAGGCCUCCCCACAGCCUGGGACCCACAAAAUCCAUCUUGGACCCCAAAAUCUAUCUUGGAACCCCCUAAAUCCACCUUGGGGCCCUCCAAAUCCCCCCAGAGACCCCACAAAGCCCGCCCUGAGGAUCCCAAAUCUCCAUCCUGGGGUCUUCCUGCUCAUGUCCCCCCGUCUAAGGUGGGCCCAAAGCUCCACCCUGAGG